AUGUACCGAAUCACAAAUAUCUAUGUACUCGCCGCGUUUGGUACCAUUGGCGGUGCCCUAUUUGGGUUCGAUGUGAGUUCAAUGAGUGCCUGGAUUGGUGUCGAUACCUAUACCGAUUACUUUGGGUCACCAGAUUCUAAUCUCCAAGGAGGUAUCACCGCCUCCAUGUCUGCCGGUUCUUUUGCUGGCUCGAUCGCAGCAGGGUGGAUAUCUGACUUCCUCGGUCGUCGCGGAGCGCUCAUGGUUGCCUCGCUUGUUUGGAUAAUUGGCGCCAUCGUUCAAUGUAGCGCACAAAAUGUGACACACUUAGUCGCCGGCCGUGUUGUCAGUGGCCUUGCCGUGGGUGUCACCUCAUCUCAGACUUGCGUUUACUUGUCAGAAUUGGCCCCUGCUCGCAUUCGUGGUCGUAUCGUUGGCAUCCAACAAUGGGCAAUCGAGUGGGGUAUUCUGAUCAUGUAUCUAAUCGCAUAUGGUUGUGCGGUUGGUGUUUCUGGCCCUGCGGCAUUUCGUAUAUGUUGGGGAAUCCAGGCUGUCCCUGGGCUUAUCCUCUUCAUUGCAUUGUUUUUCUUUCCCGAGUCGCCCCGUUGGCUGGCUGGGAAGGAACGCUGGGAAGAGGCCCUGGAAACCCUAGCCAUACUUCACGGCAAUGGAAAUAGCAAUGACCCUGUUGUGCAGAUUGAAUUUGAGGAGGUGCAACAGGCUGCUCGGGUUGCUCACGAGGCAAAGGAUGUUUCAUUCUUGGCCCUAUUUGGCCCUCGUAUCUGGAAGCGAACUAUGUGUGGUAUGAGCGUGCAGAUGUGGCAGCAAUUACUUGGAGGAAAUGUUGCCAUGUAUUACGUUGUCUAUAUCUUCGAAAUGGCUGGCAUGACUGGAAAUACCACCUUAUGGUCAUCUGCGAUUCAAUAUGUCAUUUUUUUAGUCACGACUGGUCUCAUGCUUCCCUUCAUCGAUCGCGUCGGUCGACGAAUUCUACUCCUUAUCGGGUCAAUAACUUGCAUGAUUGUUCAUUUCGUGAUUGCCGGUGUAAUGGCGGGCAAAGGUCACCCUGUCAAUGAGGUCAAUGGUAAUGCCAAUCUGACAUGGGAAAUCAAGGGGCGAGCUGGUAUGGCUGUGAUUGCCUUUUCCUAUAUCUUCACGGCUAUUUACGGCUUUACUUGGGCCCCCGCUGCAUGGAUAUAUGCUUCUGAAGUCUUCCCUCUAAAAUACCGGGCUAAAGGUGUCGGUUUGUCUGCCUCCGCCAAUUGGAUUUUCAACUUUGCACUGGCGUACUUUGUGGCCCCCGCCUUCCAUAAUAUUCAAUGGAAGACGUACAUAAUUUUUGGAGUCUUUUGUUUUGUUAUGACCUUUCACGUCUUUUUCAUGUAUCCGGAGACUGCUGGUCGGUCUCUUGAAGAAAUGGAUAUGGUUUUCGAUACAGGUGUGAAACCAUGGCGGACGAAGCUCAUUGACGACAAGUUUGAAGAUGAGAUUGAAAAGCACAAAGCAGUUGCCGCCGCUUCUGUUGCUAAAGACACCGCUACAGCCCAUGAGGAAGUUGUUUGA
Messenger RNA from Penicillium macrosclerotiorum, 1542 nucleotides. Its product is annotated as sugar porter family MFS transporter. Gene Ontology annotation, biological process: carbohydrate transport; transmembrane transport. Gene Ontology annotation, molecular function: carbohydrate:proton symporter activity. NCBI's taxonomy places the organism in Eukaryota, Fungi, Ascomycota, Eurotiomycetes, Eurotiales, Aspergillaceae. Gene Ontology annotation, cellular component: membrane. The record is from RefSeq and is a predicted model, not a curated record. The transcript has 6 exons. The coding region runs from base 1 to 1542 and encodes 513 amino acids.